This is a messenger RNA of Notechis scutatus (mainland tiger snake), 1916 nucleotides long. The record is from RefSeq and is a predicted model, not a curated record. NCBI's taxonomy places the organism in Eukaryota, Metazoa, Chordata, Lepidosauria, Squamata, Elapidae.
CGUGGAGUAUCCGGUUUCUGGGCCGCCGUUUGCUCCGCGGCGGAGGCUGAACGAAGGGAGUUAUAAGCGCGCGCUCGGAAGUCUUCUGCUGGGUCGGACCAGGGUCCUGUCAUGGCGGGAAGAGGCGGAAGAGGAAGGGGCCGAGGCGGGCACAUGACCUUCAAUGUUGAGGCGGUGGGCAUCGGGAAGGGGGAGGCAUUGCCCCCUCCCACCCUGAAGCCAUCACCCCUCUUCCCUCCGCUGGAAUAUAAAGCCCUUCCCUUGCUGGCCGGAGAGGAGGUCGAAUACAUGCUGGCCCUGAAGCAGGAGCUGAGGGGGGCCAUGAAGAACCUGCCGUAUUUCAUCAAACCUUCGGCCCCCAAAAAAGAUAUUGAGCGCUAUUCCGACAAGUAUCAGGUGGCGGGCCCGACGGAUAACUCCAUGGAGUGGAACCCAGAUUGGAAGCAGCUACCUCCAGAACUAAAAAUCCGCGUGAAGAAGACUCGAAAACAAAGGCAGGUGAUUCCAGUUCCCAAGCAGAAACCCAAAGUGCCCACAGACAAGGAGGAAGCCAUUAAGAAGUUGGAGACGCUGGAAAAGAAAGAGGAAGAGGUGACAUCGGAAGAGGAAGAGGAGAAGGAAGAGGGUGAAGAAGGCAAGGAGGAAGAGGAGGAAGAAUACGACGAAGAAGAGUUCGAAGAGGAGACGGACUACAUCAUGUCCUAUUUCGACAACGGGGAAGACUUUGGGGGCGACAGCGAUGAUAAUAUGGAUGAAGCCAUCUACUGAGGCCGUCGGUGGGCGCUGGCUGAGUGGCGUGGCCUAUUUUUCUAGGCCUGCAUUGGCGACGUUUCUGGCGAUCCCACCCUUCAGGGCUCUCGAAAGGGGUCUCCAAAUGUCCCACUCCAGCCUCUAGGUAAGGGGUCUGCAACCUUUUGGCAACUUUAAGACUGGUGGACUUCAACUUCCAGAAUGCACCUCUUCAAGUCACCAAGGUGAAACUCAAAGAAAGAGAAUUCCUAAUUUUGUAGACAGAGUUUGGAGUGAUUCUUCUGGUUUUAAUUGAUGGUGGGAACAAAAAAAAAUUCAUAUAUUUGUGCUGUAAACUUAAUAUAUUUUUCUGCAUCCUGAAGUUCAUCCCCUGCCAAACUGAGGCCUUUUUUUGGGUGGGGUGUGUGUGUCACGUCUCUUCUUUUAAACGUGUAUGCAACAUUUUGGAUUGCAAAUUAAAUUUCUGUUUUGAUGUUUUUCCAGCUUCCCCUUGGGCUUAAGGCCUUGGGAAUUAGGGGGAGGCAGGGCUGAUGCCGGUGUCAAUCUCCUUUGACUUAAAAAGGAAAUAAAGAAGUGGGGUAUUUUUGCAAGGGGGCCUCUGGGGGCCACACUUGAUUGGGAAAUAAAAGGAUAAGCGGAGUUUUCCAUCUCUUGUAGCUCAAAAUUGCCCACCUGCUCAGGUGGAGGUGCCAAGUGGAAGUUGGGAUGUGUGCAAGACCCUGGAUGGGGGACAUACCACCCCAGUUUUUCCAGUCCAAGGUCUUCGUGGCCCUUUGCUUCCUGAAGGGGACAUAGAAGAAGAAUAGAAUAGAGCCGAAAGGGACUUUAGAGGUCAUCUUGUCCAACCCCCUGCUCAAGCUGCUUCCCACAUGAUGAGUAGGAGUUUCUGGGCAGGUGUGAAAUUUGGCUGGGCCAAAAGCUUGCAACGUUUUGGGCCUAAUAUGGGUAGUCCUCGGCUUAUGACCACAAUUGGGACCAGAAAAGACUUUUAAGCAGUGUGGUCAUUCAGUGAGGCACCACGUGGCCGUGGCUGAUCCUUUUUUUUUUUUUGCCAUGGAUGUUGCCCAAAUCACUCAUGCUCAUGAACAAGAUACAGGUAGAGACUUUCAACUGUUUUGUUCAGUGACCAUUUGAAGUUUAUGACAGCACUGAAAAAAAAGUGAAUU